Molecule: messenger RNA, 2611 nt
Organism: Pseudomyrmex gracilis
Lineage: Eukaryota; Metazoa; Arthropoda; Insecta; Hymenoptera; Formicidae
Exons: 8
Coding region: 337-2466 (709 amino acids)
Source: RefSeq, a predicted model, not a curated record
AAUUAUAUUUUUUGCAUUUUCUCUCUUAUUUAAGUAAAAGUUUCCUUUUAUUCGUAGAAACUUCAAUUUCUUUAUUAGUAAUUAUUCGCAACUUCGUCGAUACUUUCCUCGACUAUUUACUACCCUGCUGCAGAACAUAGUAACUUUCGCAACUGCGCAAGUGUAUUGAUACCAACCGACACUUCGUUAUUAGCACCUCUGAAAAGUUAGUUAUAUUAAAGAAGGCUUAGUUUGCUUUUACCUUCUCGGACAUCCAGAAAAACAAGUACUCUCUAACUCUCUAGUAACUGUCACUACCUUGUAUCUGUCGAAAAACAAAUUGGAUAAGACGAUGCAAUGGAUAAAAGCACAAAUGAUUGUUUUGAUAAGAGACAAACAUCUUCCCGUCGUCGCGUUGAGAAACCAUUCUCGAGUGUCAAGAUAAUACACAGUAAAAACGAAGAGAAGAAACGUAAGAGCAAACCCAAGGAGAGAUGGCCGUUUUACAGACUGACAGUUGAUGAAUUGGCUCGCUAUCGAAAGAGAAAGGUGCAAAAUCAACCGAAGGACUAUUUUCAGUCUGACCAGAAAUCAAUUACUCAAAAUCUUGCGUCUGAAUAUCGCCGUGCUUUCGGUAUAAAUAUCGGAGAAGUAUCUGAGGAAAAUACUUGGCUGGUAAAAGACAUAACGGAAAAAAAUAAAGAUAAUUUACAUAUAGAUGCUCUGUCUUCGUAUCACAUAGAUUUUAAAAAGUACAAAGCAAUGGAAAAACCACCUGCAACAAACGAAAAUGCUUCUCAAUUGACUAAUAGAAAUGAAAAAAUAAAAAUAACAGAUACCUUACAAGUCAAGUCCUUCGAACGUUCGUUGCUUAAGAGAAGGAGUACCAGCCUGAAGUGCGACGGGGAGUUUUACACCGAUACGGAAACUUUUUCGGCGUAUAUACCGUACGAAGGUCGCCAUCGGCCUGAGCUUGCUCGUCGAUCCACGUUCUUGAAGAUGGAGGGCGAUCUGAAUACUAUGACGGAGAAGUGCGAGAAAUUUAUCGAAUGGCUUUCCGUCAGUCGACCAUCGCUCAUGCGUGUGCCUACGCAUCUGAAAAUGGAAGGUGAGUUAGAAACUGAGACAGAAAAUAAAAACAAGUAUGUUCCGUUUGUAGGUGUACGAAGACCAGAAUUGUUAAGACGAAACACGAACUUGAAACUCGAGGGAAAUAUCUUUUUUGUGCCGGAAUAUACUGAUGUGUUCAGAGAUUAUAAAAUUCAAAAUAAUAAUGUUACGAUUAUAGAUAGAUUGCAGUCAAAAGAGUCACAUUUACAUAGUAUCUUGUCUCAGAGCACGGAGAGUGCUAAAGAGCUGUUGCGAGAAACAGCUGAACAACUUAAAGACAAUGAAACGAAUAAGUAUACAAAGGAUCAGGAAGAGAACAGAAAAAAUGACGAGGAGAUGCAAAUGUUGGUGUCUAAAUUAGAACAUUUGAAUGAUCGACCGCUCGAAACUCCGGAAUAUCGAGAUGCAUACAAGGAUUUUCCUCGCGAACAACCUACUAUCGUGAAACCGAAUAACGUAAUAGGUCGUGCUGAUGGGUCAAAAGUAUUCUCACCGCCAUUCUUCAAGUUCUCUGCGAAGAUAGACCAAGAUCCGGAGUAUCAGUCCCACCAUCAAAACUAUCCGCGAGAUCAACCUAUAUAUCGUAAAUCAUCGUCGUUACUGCGACCAACAGUAGCCUAUUCUUCCACUCGCCAUAGCGCAUGCUUUGAUAGUUCUACUUAUGAUAGAGACUAUCCUACAUUCAAGUAUGAACCUACUUGUGAGUCAGAAUGUAAGAGUUCUUACUGUGAAAAAUACGAUUAUCGAAGCUUUAAUGACUUCAAGACAACUUAUCGUAAGUGUGAUCAAAGCGCUACAAGAAAAAACGAAGAUGAGUUGAACGAUAACAAUAACAGAGAGUACGACGAUAUAAUCAUCCCGGAAAGUGCUUUUUGUGUGCUAAACACGAGAAUCGACGAAAAGAAUAAAUGGAAACCACCUUCACUUAUCAGCACGAGAAAUUACAGGUUUAAUCAAGUCACAAUGCCGUCGAGAUCAACACGCUCGGAAUUGGUGGAUCGUUCACUUAUUACUGCGCGAUAUGUUAGUCCAACAUAUCGACUGCACAUGUGCAACGUUGAUAACGAGUCGCAAAGUUCCAGUCAAUUAAAACAGUCUUCCGAAAAAGCAUGUAACUCCUCGACCGAUACUGCGAUUCAGAAUGACGUAGCUAAACCAUACUCGCCCAGUUUUGGCAAGAACAGACAAAAUCGUCGCAUCGAUCAUCCCUUUGUCGUCCUGGAUAACGCUUUAAAAGACACGCGAAAACCACAAACAGACAUAUCUUGCUCGAAUCACAUCAACAGAAAUGUUAAUGUCAUACCGAUAUCGCGAAAGAAACCUAAAACACCAACUAAAUGGAUGCCACUAUGGUAUGACAAUACAAAUGCGAUCUAAAAACUUCAAUAAUAUACGAAUUGACUGAAACAGUGUUCUAAAUAUCACAAAUUGUUAUAUUUUAAACGUUUAUAUUAUACAUAUAUAUGUGAUAAAUGUAUAUAUAAAUUUAAACAACAAAUAUAGACACUGCCUAUAAACUUUA